AUGGCGGGUGAUAACCCUUGGUUCCAAAAUCCAACCCCGCGAUACCAGAACUACAACUUUGGGAGCAGCUCAUCUCGUGAUCAUCAUGGCGUGGAUGAUGAUCGCCAAGAAGAGGAAAACAUAAAAGAACAAGACAGGCUACUCCCAAUAGCUAACGUUGGAAGGAUCAUGAAGAACAUUCUCCCACCAAACGCCAAGAUCUCUAAAGAGGCCAAAGAGACCAUGCAAGAAUGUGUCUCCGAGUUCAUAAGCUUCGUCACAGGAGAAGCAUCCGACAAGUGCCACAAGGAGAAGAGAAAGACCCUUAACGGAGACGAUAUCUGUUGGGCUAUGGCAAAUCUAGGUUUUGAUGACUAUGCUGGGCACCUUACCAACUACUUACAUCGUUACAGAGUUACCGAAGGUGAGAGAGCUAAUCAUCAUCAUCAUCAUCAUCAUCAUCAAGGCAAAGGAGCGAAGCCCUAA
Molecule: messenger RNA, 465 nt
Organism: Capsella rubella
Lineage: Eukaryota; Viridiplantae; Streptophyta; Magnoliopsida; Brassicales; Brassicaceae
Product: nuclear transcription factor Y subunit B-5
Exons: 1
Coding region: 1-465 (154 amino acids)
Biological process (GO): regulation of transcription by RNA polymerase II
Cellular component (GO): nucleus; CCAAT-binding factor complex
Molecular function (GO): protein heterodimerization activity; DNA-binding transcription activator activity, RNA polymerase II-specific; RNA polymerase II cis-regulatory region sequence-specific DNA binding
Source: RefSeq, a predicted model, not a curated record